GCUGCAGAGCUCCUGGAUCUAAUUAUGGACAGCCUUCAGUUAUUUUUGUGGUGACUGCGCACCGGGGACUACUCUACUGGAAUACCUCGCUUGGAUCAAGCAAAACACCAGCAAAGACGUAGUAAAAAAAAUAAAUAAAAUAAAAAAGAAGAAGAAGAAAAAAGAAAGAUCCCAUUUUCAUUUGGGAAGAUGGAACUAUAUCAAAGAAAUGAGAGGAUUGUGGAUACUGGGGCCAGUUUGAGAAUGUCAGCGUGAGAAAACAUCAAACAAGCAGCUACAGCAAUAUGGCAAAAGUGUGCAGUGAAAGCUCCUUUUCAGCAAGACAUCGGCCGUCCACCAACACAUCCGACGAUGAACUCGCUGCCAUGGAAAAUGGGGACAGCAGGGCCCACUCUCUUUGUGAAGACGUCUCCGCAAGAGCAUUGUCCUUAGGGUCUCGCAGAAGCCCACACAGAGGUGGAGGGGCAUUGGCCAGGCUGUCUUACCUCUUCCUCAUGCUGCGGGACUGGGUAUCCCACAGAGUGAACCCUGUAGAGGAGAGGAAUGACUCCUUCCUGGAGCGCAUCAGGGCCCCGGCCCUUAAGGAUGCAACCAGUGGGGAGAGCGAGGCACAAAGAAAGAAAACUCUUUCCAGUAAGUGGCCUCUUGCUACUUACAACAUAAAUAACUGCAACAACACAGAUGACAAAAAAGAGGACAAAAAAGAUGAGAUUAAGAAAGACGAGAAAAAGGAAGAGGAAAAAAAAGAUGAUAAAGACGGAGACAAGAAAGAAGAAAAUAAGGACGAGAAAAAGGAGGAAAAAAAAGAUGAGAAGAAAGAUGAAAAUAAGGACGAGAAAAAGGAGGAAAAGAAAGACGAGAAGAAAGAUGAGAAGAAAGAUGAAAAGAAAGACGAGAAGAAAGAUGAUAAAAAAGACGAUAAGAAGAAAGAGGAACCUCCGAAAGAAAACUGGAUGAUGGAUCCAUCUACGGACCAGUACUACAGAUGGCUGAGUGUCAUUGCAGGCCCAGUGUUUUAUAACCUGAUCAUGAUUGUAACAAGGGCCUCCUUUAAUGAGCUCCAAUCUUCGUAUACCAAACUCUGGAUAGUCUUGGACUAUACCUCAGACAUCAUCUACUACAUGGACACAUUUGUCAGAUCAAGAACAGGUUACCUUGAACAAGGACUGUUGGUAAAAGACAGCAAAAAACUGAGAGCUAAAUACAGAACGACAUCUCAGUUCAAAUACGACAUGAUUUCAAUGAUACCCACAGACCUGCUCUUUCUGCAGUAUGGAUUUGACAACCCAGAGUUUCGCUUCAACCGUCUUUGCAAAAUCCAGAGGCUCUUUGAGUUCUUUGAGCGCACCGAGACAAGAACCAGCUUCCCGAACAUGUUUCGUAUCAGCAAUCUUGUGCUUUACAUCCUCAUCAUCAUCCACUGGAAUGCUUGUGUUUUCUUUUCCAUUUCGAAAAGCAUCGGCUUUGGAUCUGACACGUGGGUCUAUCCCAACAUCAGUCACCCAGAGCACGGUCGCUUGGCACGAAAGUACAUCUACUCCCUAUACUGGUCGACACUCACCCUCACCACUAUCGGAGAAACCCCAGCACCAGUAAAAGAUGUUGAAUUCCUCUUUGUCAUUGGGGACUUUCUCACCGGAGUGCUAAUCUUUGCUAGUAUCGUCGGUAACGUUGGUGCCAUGAUCUCCAACAUGAAUGCCUCUCGUGCCGAGUUUCAGGCAAAGAUCGACUCCAUAAAACAAUACAUGCAGUUUCGAAAAGUCACCAGAGACUUGGAGGCCAGAGUGAUCAAAUGGUUUGACUAUCUUUGGACUGAAAAGAAGACCUGCGAUGAGAAAGAAGUUUUGAAAACUCUCCCGGACAAGCUUAAGGCAGAAAUUGCCAUCAACGUCCAUUUGGAUACGCUAAAGAAAGUGCGAAUUUUCCAGGACUGCGAAGCUGGUCUGUUGAUCGAGUUGGUGCUCAAGCUGCAGCCACAGGUGUUCAGUCCUGGAGAUUACAUCUGUAAGAAAGGGGAUAUUGGCAGGGAGAUGUACAUCAUAAAGGAAGGAAAGCUGGCAGUGGUGGCUGAUGACGGAGUCACUCAGUUUGUGGUGCUCAGCGACGGGGCAUACUUUGGAGAAAUCAGUAUCUUAGGCAUCAAGGGGAGUAAAGCCGGUAACCGACGAACGGCCAACAUCCGAAGUGUGGGUUACUCUGAUCUCUUCGCGUUGUCCAAAGACGACUUGAUGGAGGCGCUCACUGAGUAUCCAGAUGCCAAGAAAGCUCUGGAAGAAAAGGGCAAAGCCAUCCUGAUGAAAGACAACCUAAUCGACGAGGCGGUGGCGAAUGCGGGCGCGGACCCUAAAGAUCUGGACGAGAAGAUCGUGAAACUGCAGGACAACCUGGAUGUGAUGCAGACCAAGUUUGCUCAGCUGAUGGCAGAGUUUACCUCCACCCAGGCACGGCUGAAGCAGAGGGUCACUAAGAUGGAGGGAAAAGUGAAAUCCAUAAAACCAGAGGACCUCUCCGAAGUGGUGGCUGACAAAGACAAAAAGGUCCAGUGAAAAAAAAAAAAACUUUACUGGAGAACUUUGAAAUUGAUUCUCUUUUAUUUCAUAUAAAUGCCCACAUUUUUAACUAUUUAUACGUCGUGUUUAUUAUCAUCACAUUAUGUGUCAAACUGUGUACAGUGAAAGCAGAGAGACUGUUUUUGUGCUUUCUGACUGACCGCUACUUUUGUCGUCUUGAAACAAUUUGAGUGUGUUGAGUGGAAGCACUUGUUUAUGCCAAAAAUUGGCUUUUCAUAGCCUUAGGAUGACUUUUUUUUUCCCUGAUAAGAAUUCAGAUUAUUCAGGUAAAUGUAUUGCUCUUCUUAAGCUGCACUGUUUAUUGUAUAAAAAUUUCAACAUUUUAAAAAGCCAGUAUUGUUCAUAUGUUACCGUCAGUAUACUCUUACAAAUAUGAUUGUUAUAUGCAAAUAAAAUGUUCAUAUUAAAUAACUUCUUUGUCUAUGUGUGAAUAAAAGUGUCAAACUUACUUUGAAAACAGAUCAUAUCCAACUAAUUUCUGAUGGAUCAUAAUUAGCUGCUUAUGACUAUCACUGUCUUAACAAUUCCUGCCUUACUUUACAAUUCCAGCCUCUUUAAAUGCUAGCAAUUUAAAAUAAUUUUUCAAUUAACAACAAGCUGGAACUGCUCAACACUAUAACUCCUCAUACAGCAUCUAUUACUUAAUCUGAUAAAUGAAUUUUAAUGUUGGUGUUUCUAGAUAGCUUUAAACCAUCCACGUAAGUAAUAUCACACUGGUUCCUAUCCAGCCAAAUGUGUUGGUUUAUCAAUAAACAUGCUACAUGGGUAUAAACAUUAGAAAAUGAAAUUAAUUUUAGGGAACAUCAAGUCCUACCACAUUUUGUAACUUUGAAUGUCACUUUUUGAACUGUGUACCAUUUUGUCACAGUGCACCAUUUACUCAAUAGAGUUAAAGUGACCAUUUUGUUUUAUUUAUUUAUUUUGACCAUUUCUAAUAAUGAACUAACCAGCUGGGGAUGCUUUGAGUACCCCAUGUGGCCAAAAAGUUAAUAGCUACAUUAAUCAGAAAGUAGGUUGAGCUGUUAUCAGUUGUAGCCAGUUCAAGACUCCAGGAUGUGAAUCUACAGAGUAACGUGACACUGCGUAAUAUCACUGCUGAGAUAUCAGCAUUAGCACAACGUUUUGGCACAGAUUUUUUACCAUACAGAAAAGAAAUCUGUGACUUAAGCUAGUGAUCAAAUGCCAGUUAUUUUUAUACCAUGUGAAUACAGGAAUUUACAACAAAGCUACAAUUUUUCAACUUUAUUUACCUUGCAUAUUAGAGAGUUUACAGAAGGGUUUUUCACAUUUUCUGCAAAUUCUUUACAUACCUGAGAUACUUGGCCAAAUCAAACACGUAUUGUGGCUGUUUCCCUUAAACAGGCCUUGCACAUUUGGCAUUUGCACGGACAAGUGUGCAAAUCAGUAACUCAUAGGAAACGAGCCAAGAGAUGCUUUUU
Messenger RNA from Poecilia latipinna (sailfin molly), 4009 nucleotides. RefSeq names its product cyclic nucleotide gated channel subunit alpha 3a (gene cnga3a). The record is from RefSeq and is a predicted model, not a curated record. Bases 285 to 2546 code for a protein of 753 amino acids. Lineage: Eukaryota; Metazoa; Chordata; Actinopteri; Cyprinodontiformes; Poeciliidae. Gene Ontology annotation, molecular function: intracellularly cAMP-activated cation channel activity; cGMP binding; intracellularly cGMP-activated cation channel activity. Gene Ontology annotation, cellular component: intracellular cyclic nucleotide activated cation channel complex; plasma membrane. Gene Ontology annotation, biological process: monoatomic cation transmembrane transport. The transcript is spliced from 9 exons.